AUGCAAUUAUGUGCCCAUUUACCAGAGGAAAUUUUGACGAGGUUGGUAGUAGUAGUUUCUCAUAUCAGUUGUUUUGGUCCUAAACUCCCGCAUGAGCUGGGGUUUAACAAAAGGUAUUCGAAAUCUGCUUCCACAGCACUGCAGUCAGUUCUCCCUGGCUUGAUUUUGAUGCUGCAUCCAAAUGACAGUGAGUCUGGAGGAAGUCGACUAAGGCGAAUAACAGAAAAGUCAUUCACUUUGGUUUUCACGAGAGACCCAACUGAAUAUCUCGGUUAUGACGUUCUACAACUGAAUGUGCCGCACACAGGCCGCCUCAUGUUUCAGUUGGCACGAUAUUCGAAAUAUCGCAGCGCAGCAGCACUCAGCAGUAAUUUAUGCCGAUUUUCCCGGAAAAGUACCACUGAAUUUCUCCAGCUAAACUUGGAUGGCAGUUUACAAGUGAAAUCUCGCUCACACAAGCCUCAUCCUAAUACUUCACUGGUUUUCUGCUCAUCUUCGGACACCAAGUACUCGUUUAUUUUAUUUAUUGUCUUCAUGCCUACCACCACAUGUAAACCUUUGAGUUCUUCGGACAUUUCUGCACCUUCAAACCUUAUCAAAAUUGUCGUUUUCCACAACACCAGAACACUUUUGAACUACACUCAUUUUCAAAUAAAUUUGGUUUUCACGAGAGACUCAACUGAAUCUCUCAUUUAUGAUGUUCUACAACUGAAUGUGCUGCACACAGGCCGCCUCAUGUUUCAGGUAACUCUUCGACAACCCAAGACCAGUUUCGCCUUUCUUGGGGUUCAUCAGGUGGGCGCAGUCCCCGAGUUUCCUUAUGUUCUACUUGAACCCAAAUUUCACUGUUUUCGAGAAAUAUACUCAUUUGCAAAGCCUCAGAAGGACAAAACCGGUCGUGAGCUGUCGAGCACUUUUCAGCAACCU
Opisthorchis viverrini is the source of this 927-nucleotide messenger RNA. RefSeq lists its product as hypothetical. The annotation marks the transcript as partial. The transcript is spliced from 4 exons. Lineage: Eukaryota; Metazoa; Platyhelminthes; Trematoda; Opisthorchiida; Opisthorchiidae. The record is from RefSeq and is a predicted model, not a curated record.